UUCAACCAUCUGCUCCGGUCGUAUUUGCCGAAUGGGCUUCGGGCGUGUCAGCGACAUUGGAUCCAGAAACUGUGAACAAACAUGUGACAGCCAUGGUUUUCAAACACUAUGACAAUGAUCGCGAUGGAUACAUCAGUCAGGCAGAGUUCCGACAAAUUUCAGGAAAUUUCCCGUUUAUCGACCCCUUCGGUGCAAUUGAUUUGGACAGAGACGGUCAAAUAUCACGCGAAGAGCUGAGGACUUAUUUUGUGAAAGCAAAUAAUGAUUCAGUAGAUUUUCGACUUGGAUUCAAGCAUAACUUUCACGAAACAACUUUUUUGACGCCAACAACAUGUGGUCAUUGCGGUCGUUUGUUAUGGGGACUGAUUCGUCAA
Molecule: messenger RNA, 374 nt
Organism: Strongylus vulgaris
Lineage: Eukaryota; Metazoa; Nematoda; Chromadorea; Rhabditida; Strongylidae
Source: the annotation of a GenBank genome assembly